AAGAACACAGUGGUCGGAACAACUACAAUAAGUAGCCACGACUUUCUUUCGUACGCCCCCACCUUCUUUGUAAUGCCACCUGCGUAGAACCAGUUUUACUUGAUUUCCUCUGGAAUCCUUUUCGACAACAAUCCCCAAUCACUUUUAGUCAUUCUCUCGCAUACCUCGCCCCGUCCACAGGGACACGUUCAACAUGUCCGGGACAGAUUACAACUACGAUGAACAGGGCCAGUUCUUCCCCUACUUCAUCCUCACUGUAACGACCCUCGUCACCGUCCCGACCACAAUUUCCUUCUUGAGGCCGAGCAAAGAACUCGAGAAUACCGGAGCGCGGAUAGAGUCCGACUUCACCCCCGAACAUGCCGACCUCAUCCAGGGACAGCGCAAGAAGCAGAAGCGGCUCGAGCGGAGGAUAAAGCGGGGUCUUGUCAUGUUGGGAGGAUGGGCGCUUAAUGCUGCUAUGGUCUACCUCAUACUGGUUACCGCGCGGACUACGCCUGACAUAUGGGAUCCCUACGAGGUGCUGGGUGUUUCUAGGAACGCGGACGAGAAGGCCAUCAAGAAGCAUUAUCGACGACUGUCUCUUAGCCUGCAUCCCGACAAGGCUCGCGAGGACCCCGCAAAAAACAUUACAAUACAAUCAAUCAACGACCACUGGGUAGAUGUUACAAAGGCGUUCAAAGCUCUCACCGACGAGGAGAUUCGCAACAACUUCCUUCAAUACGGCCACCCUGACGGCAAACAGAGUUUCAGUAUCGGUAUUGCGCUGCCUCAGUGGCUCGUCACUGACGGCGCUGGCAAAUACGUUCUGCUCAUCUACGCGCUCGCGCUCGGUGUCAUUCUGCCCUACACUGUCGGAAAGUGGUGGUACGGAACACAGAGACUGACCAAAGAUAAAGUUCUUGUCGCCAGCGCGGGCAAGGUCUUCCGCGAUUACGACAACGAGCAAGGCGAGGUGGGCGUCAUUCAUGCGUUGAGCAGUGGAGAGGAGUUCAACGAAGUUCUCACUGGGCACAAAGCGGAAAACGGUCUCUCGAAGCUCGAACAAAAGGUCCUUUCCGAGACUUCCGGAUCUCUCGUCUCGCAAACGCUUACGAAGAAGGACCGCCAAAAGCUAGACGAUCUGGAGGACAGCCGAAGACGCAAGGUACUGACCUUGUUGUGGGCAUACCUUGGUCGUGUCGAACUUGAUGACGAGACAUUGAAUGACGAGAAGUUCGAAGUUGCGCCCAUUGCACUCCGACUUAAUGAAGCUUAUACCGCCAUCGCACUCGCAUAUGGUACCACCAAAGCAGUACUCUCGGCAUACAGGACUUCCCAAAAUCUCAUCCAAGCUUUACGACCGGGUGCAUCGCCUUUGGAACAGCUGCCACAUUUCACACCUGCUGUUGCUAGCGCGGCUGAGGCUGAGCAAGCAAGAUCACACUUGACUAUCCAAGAAUUCAUGGACAUUCCCGAUGAUGAGCGCAAAGCCCGUGUUGUCAAGUCUGGUCUUCUGUCUCAAGAUCAGUACAGCACAGCUAUGACCGUAGCUUCGAGGAUUCCACUGUUCCAUCUUGAGAAAGCCUUCUUCAAGGUCGUCGGAGAACGUUUCGUUACCCCCAGCAGCUUGGUCCAGUUCGUGCUGAAAGGUCGUUUCAUUCCAUGUGGAGCCACUAACGUACCCGAUGUAAACCCGAAGGACCUGCUAGAUAUUGAUCCCGCCGAGGGUGAUGUUGCGGCAAUUACCGGACGUAAGAAUGAUCGUUCUGGAGAGAAACCUAUCCAGCCACCUCUGGCAUUCGCUCCCUAUUACGCCCGCGACCACGCGCCAAGGUGGCACGUGUUUCUUGCGGACAGCAAGCAGGGGCGUAUCGCGGUACCACCCUUCACCUUCUCAACCUUCGACAAGCCUAUUCUUGAUGAGAGCGGUAACCCCACCUACAACGUACAGACCCUGAAGAUGCAAUUUGGCGCACCACCACAAGCUGGUAGCUAUACUUUCGUCAUGCACAUGAUUUGUGAUAGCUACGUCGGCAUGGAUACCAAGAUGGAGGUUACCCUUGUCGUCGAGGACGCCAGUAAAGCCGAAGAGGUAGAAGAGGAAGAUGAGAUUAGCGAGCCAGAAGAAGAUUCGCUGGCAGGUCAAAUGCACCAAAUGAAGACUGGCGCUCCACCAAAGAAGCGGAGACAGGCAAAUGACGAUUCCAGCGGAAGUGACACCGAAGGUGACGUUGAGUCUGAGAGCGAAACAGAUACCGACACCGACUCAGAUGACGAGUAGGGUGCUUCGUGUUUCCUGUGAGAACAAUACUCGAUCUCUUUGAGUAUAGGAUACCCAGCUUGUAUUACAGAGGCUACGGGUUAACGCCAACGGCCGGCGUCAAUUCUUCAUAUCAUUUGGGCCAUGGCUGCCAUAGGCAUUUCCAGGCGUUCCGGAAACAAGGUGCUUUGCAAUUAGGGACUUCUCGAUUUGUCCUUUUUAGACAAAGCGUCAGCACCCGAUAGGGUUUUAGGAG
Molecule: messenger RNA, 2498 nt
Organism: Alternaria alternata
Lineage: Eukaryota; Fungi; Ascomycota; Dothideomycetes; Pleosporales; Pleosporaceae
Product: protein translocation protein SEC63
Exons: 5
Coding region: 194-2263 (689 amino acids)
Biological process (GO): post-translational protein targeting to endoplasmic reticulum membrane; SRP-dependent cotranslational protein targeting to membrane
Cellular component (GO): Sec62/Sec63 complex
Molecular function (GO): transmembrane protein transporter activity; RNA binding
Source: RefSeq, a predicted model, not a curated record